Messenger RNA from Pieris napi, 1082 nucleotides. RefSeq names its product protein ALP1-like. The record is from RefSeq and is a predicted model, not a curated record. Lineage: Eukaryota; Metazoa; Arthropoda; Insecta; Lepidoptera; Pieridae. The transcript is spliced from 2 exons. The coding region runs from base 1 to 1032 and encodes 343 amino acids.
AUGAUUGGUCCAUCAAUAGCCAAAAGGGAAACAAAUAUUCGUCAGCCAGUUUCACCUCAAACGAGGCUGGCUAUUACAUUACGGUAUCUUGCAACUGGAGAUUCAUACAGUUCUCUUUCAUACACAUUCAGAGUAUCAAAACAAUUGAUUAGCAAAAUUAUACCAGAUGUAUGUCAAGAACUAAUUAACUCACUAGCAGGAUAUGUCAAGGUUCCAAGUUCGGAACAAGAAUGGAAACAAAUAAGUCGUGAAUUCGAAAUACGAUGGAAUUUUCCACAUUGCAUUGGGGCCAUUGAUGGGAAACACGUUAUGAUUGUGGCGCCAAAUAAUUCUGGAAGUGAAUACUACAAUUAUAAAAAUCAGUUCAGCAUGGUACUUAUGGCAAUUGCAGAUGGCAAUUACAACUUUAUUUACGCAAAUUAUGGAGCUAAGGGUCGGUCGUCCGACAGUGGAAUAUUUCAAGAAACACCGUUUUAUAAUGCAUUGUUAGAAAACUCACUUAAACUGCCACGGCCUGAACCAAUAACACAAGGCGGAACAGAAAUGCCGUAUGUAAUUGUAGGUGACAGUGCUUUCGCGCUAACGGAGAACAUCAUGAAACCAUAUCCUGGCAUUCAUGAACGUGGGAACAAAAAGCGUAUAUUCAAUUACAGACUAUCAAGAGCUAGGAGGAUUAUAGAAAAUGUUUUUGGCAUUUUAUGUGUGGUGUUCCGUGUAUUCACUAAACCUAUUCCGUUAAAACCAGCCAAUUGUGAACUCGUGGUAAUUGCUUGUGUAUAUUUACAUAACUUCUUAAGACGUAACUCAGUUUCCAGAUCCAUAUAUACACCUCCACAAACUUUUGAUUUUGAAGACUCUGAAGGUAACCUAUUAGAAGGUUCUUGGCGAAGGGAACUAAGUUCGUUUCCUAUGAUUGAUUUGCAAAGACGGGGCAGGCCUGCAUCACAAUCAGCUCUUUGUAUUAGAGAACAGUUUGCCGAUUACUUUAUAACUCCAGAGGGAAGAGUUCCAUGGCAAAAUAAUGUAGCGUAAUUGUAAUAAUUUUACAGACAAUAGUAUAAAACAAUUAUAUACAAAAACAA